Molecule: messenger RNA, 2203 nt
Organism: Puma concolor (puma)
Lineage: Eukaryota; Metazoa; Chordata; Mammalia; Carnivora; Felidae
Source: RefSeq, a predicted model, not a curated record
UGAGGGGGCGUCGGAGCGUAGAGGCGGCCGCGGGCGGCCGCGGGUUCGGGAGGCCUUCCCUGCUCCCCCCGCCCGGCUCUCGCGAGGGCUCCCGCCUGGGUGUGGAGUCGGAAGCCAGUUUCCAGACGGCUUUGCCUGCGUCAUGGUUCUCCGCGUUGGCUGCCCGUGAGGAGCGCCUGGCCAGCCCUCCCUCCCUCCCUCCCUCCCUCCCCGCCGCUGGCCGCGGACCUGGCCGCCGGCGAUCGGGGUCUGCUUGGGGAGGGUGAGCAGCUCCCUGCAGCCGAGGUGGAGGAGGACUGUCCUGGAUGCACUUAGCCCCCCUCAGCUUGCCCAGCUUGGCGUGCGUCUGCCAUCUUGGGGGUUUGGGAAGACACUUUCCUGUGGCCUCGAGAUGUAGCGGUUUGCGAUUCUCGGGAUUUGAAGAUGGCUGCACAGUCAGCGCCGAAAGUUGUGCUAAAAAGCACCACCAAGAUGUCUCUAAAUGAGCGCUUUACUAAUAUGCUGAAGAACAAACAGCCGAUGCCAGUGAAUAUUCGGGCUUCGAUGCAGCAACAACAGCAGCUAGCCAGUGCCAGAAACAGAAGACUGGCCCAGCAGAUGGAGAAUAGACCCUCUGUCCAGGCAGCAUUAAAACUUAAGCAGAAGAGCUUAAAGCAGCGCCUGGGUAAGAGUAACAUCCAGGCACGGUUAGGCCGACCCAUAGGGACCCUGGCCAGGGGAGCGAUCGGAGGACGAGGCCUGCCCAUAAUCCAGAGAGGCUUGCCCAGAGGAGGACUACGAGGGGGACGUGCCACCAGAACCCUGCUUAGGGGCGGGAUGUCGCUCCGAGGUCAAAACCUGCUCCGAGGUGGACGAGCCGUAGCUCCCCGAAUGGGCUUAAGAAGAGGUGGUGUUCGAGGUCGUGGAGGUCCUGGGAGAGGGGGCCUAGGGCGUGGAGCUAUGGGUCGUGGCGGAAUCGGUGGUAGAGGUCGGGGUAUGAUAGGUCGGGGAAGAGGGGGCUUUGGAGGCCGAGGCCGAGGCCGUGGACGAGGGAGAGGUGCCCUCACUCGCCCUGUGCUGACCAAGGAGCAGCUGGACAACCAGUUGGAUGCGUACAUGUCAAAAACAAAAGGACACCUGGAUGCCGAGUUGGAUGCUUAUAUGGCACAAACAGAUCCAGAAACCAAUGAUUGAAACCUGCCCGCCCUCCUGUGAGAGACUCUUGUUCAAAAGUCACCACAUCUGUAAAUAACCUUGAAAUAACAGAUGGAGAAGACACCUGAUUGAUGCUGGAAGGACCUAUCACAAUAGGCUAUGGACUUAACUUGCCACCAGUUUGUGCAUUUUAGUGUGUUCCUUUUACUUUUUUGAUACUGUGUUGUAUGAAACCCUUUUUUCCUCUGACUUGGAUUUUGUUUGGUUGUGUUUGGGUUGUUCCUCCACCCCCAUCGCUCUGACUUCUCUUUGAACAUGAAUGUGGUGGCCUUGUGGCUAGAACACUCUCUUCCUCCUCUGCCUCCCUUCACCUGUCCCUAUGCUCUGACGUUCUAACAUUUCAUCUCUGUGUUCCCAUGAAAAAGGCCUAGUAAGAGCCCAUCAGUGUUCCUUCUUAAUGCCUAGGUUUCUGUGAAACAAUUCUGUUCUACAUUUAAUAGCCUCUUAAAAGUGUUGAGCUCAACAAACUUGGAGCUCAAAAAUGCAUUCUGCUACAUUGAUAUUUUUAGCGUAGUUAAUUAGGAACACGGACAUAGCCGCAGGGCCACAUAGAUUACACAUGGUAGUGCCUCUGAUUUGAUUGAAGUUACUUCUGUGGGCAUUGACACCAUAUAAGGAGUGUGCUGGGUCGCGUGUGUGCACUUUCUACCCUGGAAUUAGAUGUAUAAACUUUCCUCUUUGUAUCCUGUCCAAAGAGAUACUUUUGGGUUCGCUUACACCUGCAAUGGAGAGGAAAUAGCCAUUUGAUUUGGCACAUGCUUCAGAAAAGGGGAUGGAAUGCUGGCAGAUCCCUUCUGGGAGGCCUCAGAAGGUACCCACGCUGAAAGGCUGUUAUCCUUAUGUUUAUCCCAAACCAAUCUUGGGCUUCUCCGUUCAGUGGCUUUGUUUGACCCUCUUUUUUAUUUCCCUUGAAGGUUUAAUUAAGUUCAACUAUAUUCUGUCAACUGUUCCAGUUCUCCGUGGAAUCUUGUAUUUCUGGUUCGUCAUAACAAGAAAUUGUUCUCAAAUC